Molecule: messenger RNA, 1442 nt
Organism: Aphidius gifuensis
Lineage: Eukaryota; Metazoa; Arthropoda; Insecta; Hymenoptera; Braconidae
Exons: 3
Coding region: 243-833 (196 amino acids)
Cellular component (GO): extracellular region
Molecular function (GO): chitin binding
Source: RefSeq, a predicted model, not a curated record
AGUCUUUCUCGUUUCAACGCACAGUUUAGUCAUUAAAUUACAUGUAUUUUCGUUUUCAUUUAACGCAAAUUAUAUUCACUGAUUUUUUUAAGCAAUAAAUUGACCUUGAAUCAUCUUCAUCCUUGUAAUCAAAAAAUAAAUAAUCAUAAAAAUAUAUAUAUUUGCUUUUUAAAUUAUUACCUAUGGUGAUGGAGAUUGGAUAAAGUGAGGUGAAAAUAAAAAAAAUAUAAAAAUAAUAAAAGAUGAGAUUUUUGCGGUCAAUAUUUAUGCUUGCUACUGUUGAUUUAAUUUUUCCAGUAACUGAUUGUAGUACGGGAACAAACAAGGUGUCAAAGCGUGCAAAACCACCGGAUCCAGAGGACGACUAUUACUACUAUGACGAUGUUGACGAGAGAAAUAAUCCAACAAAUGAGGCGCCAGUUGUACCCCCAGGCUUUUUAAGUCCCUCUGUUAGAGAAUAUCUUGAUCUCGGUAAAUCUAUACCCGGACGACCAGGAACAGAUUAUCCGGUGUUGGGAAAAGUACCGUAUACAAAUUUUUAUUGUGAUGAACAAGAUUAUCCUGGUUUUUUUGCUGAUAUUGAAACACGUUGUCAAGGAUGGCAUUAUUGUGAUAUUGAUGGAAGACAAGCAACAUUUUUAUGUCCAAAUGGUACACAAUUUAGUCAAGCUGUAUUUGUUUGUGAUUGGUGGUUUAAUGUCAGAUGUGAAUUGAGUGAAAAAUUAUAUGCAAUCAAUAGCAGACUUUAUCAAAGAUCAACUGAAAGUCCAACUAGACCACAUCGUACAAUUACUAAGGAAUUAUUGGAAAAUAUAUUUGUCAGAAGGAAAUAAAAGUAAUUUAAUUAAUUUACAAAUUGUUUAUAAAACAAAAAUAAACAAUAAAAAAAUUAAAUGAAAUAGUUUGAUUUACAAAAAAUAAAAAGAAUAUUUGAAAAAAUAAAAAAAUCACUUUGGCGAGUUGGUCAAAGGUGGACAAGUAGUAAAAGAGUUUAACGGUUGUUAAGAAUAGAAAUAAAAAAAAAUAAAAUAAAGGAAAAAUAUGGUAUAAAGAAAAAGAAAACUUGCAAAGUUUUUUCCCUUAUUUUAAUCGAGCUAAUUUUUCACUGGUUCAAGGAUCAUUCGAUUUUUUAAGAGAACGUAAAGAGUAAAGAAAAAAAAAAAAGAAGAAAAAGGUGUUAAUCGUUGAUGGGGUCAAUUGAAACGAUUGAACAUGAAACUGGGAUUUUAAAUUUUCCGGUAAAUUUAAUAAUACCUCUGGUACUUAAUUAUUUUUAUUUUUUUUAAUGUACAUACUUGUUUUUUUUUAUAUGUAAUUUAAAAAAAUUUUUUUUUUAAUAAAACAAUGCAUGUAGAAUAUAGAAUAAAAUUAAGUUAAAUAAAAUAGCGACAUUAUGUGUACUGGCUUAUCAAAACUCUGAAUUUGUUUUUCUUUUUUUUUUU